Neoarius graeffei (lesser salmon catfish) is the source of this 5632-nucleotide messenger RNA. It is a transcript of the gene aco1, whose product is annotated as aconitase 1, soluble. Gene Ontology annotation, molecular function: iron-responsive element binding; 3 iron, 4 sulfur cluster binding; 4 iron, 4 sulfur cluster binding. The record is from RefSeq and is a predicted model, not a curated record. Lineage: Eukaryota; Metazoa; Chordata; Actinopteri; Siluriformes; Ariidae. The transcript is spliced from 21 exons. The coding region runs from base 273 to 2945 and encodes 890 amino acids. Gene Ontology annotation, biological process: tricarboxylic acid cycle; citrate metabolic process. Gene Ontology annotation, cellular component: mitochondrion; cytosol.
GUCUGAUAUGAAGGUUUUGACGCAAGCACUAGAUUAUUCAACCAGCAUCUCGGUCUCUGUAUGAAGUCUGAGCAGAUAAGUUUCACGUUGCCCUUCCUCUGUGGCUUGUCCUGUCUCGGAUGGUGUAAUCCUGCAAGUCGUGUCCAAACCUCUCAAAACUGGGCUGUGCUUCAGGUUUUUACUGAUAAAAGGGGCAUCAAAAGCUAAAAUGCUCAAGUCGAAGUGGCAGAUAACUCAAAGGAAGCUUGUGUGUAAGGAGAGAGUCUUCAGCUAUGACUAACCCUUAUGCACACAUCAUUGAGCCUCUGAACUCCCAGAAGCCUGAAUACAAGUUUUUCAAUCUCAGAAAGCUUGGAGACCCCCGCUAUGAACACCUACCUUUCUCCAUCCGUGUGCUGUUGGAGUCGGCGGUAAGGAACUGUGAUGAGUUCCUGGUAAAGAAAGAUGACGUGGAGCGUAUACUUGACUGGAAGCAGACCCAGACUCAGACGGUGGAGGUGCCCUUCAGGCCUGCUCGCGUCAUCCUGCAGGAUUUCACUGGGGUUCCUGCAGUGGUGGAUUUUGCUGCAAUGCGUGACGCAGUAAAGAAGCUGGGUGGAGAUCCUGAGAUGAUCAACCCUGUGUGUCCUGCUGACCUAGUCAUUGACCAUUCCAUUCAGGUGGACUUCAACAGGAAGUCUGAUAGUCUCCAGAAAAACCAAGAACUUGAAUUUGAAAGAAACAAGGAACGUUUUGAGUUUUUAAAGUGGGGUUCAAAGGCAUUCCAGAAUAUGCGCAUCAUUCCUCCAGGGUCGGGAAUAGUGCAUCAGGUGAACCUGGAAUAUCUAGCCCGGGUCGUGUUUCAGCAGGAUGGCUACUAUUACCCUGACAGCCUAGUGGGCACUGAUUCACACACCACCAUGAUUGAUGGCCUGGGAGUGUUGGGCUGGGGUGUGGGAGGUAUUGAAGCUGAGGCGGUUAUGUUGGGUCAACCAAUCAGUUUGGUCCUCCCAGAGGUCAUUGGGUACAAACUCCAGGGCACGCCCAACAAGUACAUCACCUCCACUGAUAUUGUUCUAACUGUCACAAAGCAUUUGCGUCAGGUUGGUGUGGUCGGAAAGUUUGUGGAGUUCUUUGGGCCUGGUGUAGCUCAACUUUCCAUCGCAGACCGUGCCACUAUUGCCAACAUGUGCCCAGAGUAUGGUGCUACAGCCGCCUUCUUUCCUGUUGACCACAUCAGUGUCCAGUAUCUUGAGCAAACAGGGCGAGAUGCUGAGAAGCUGAGUUACAUUACACAGUACCUGAAAGCAGCUGGCAUGUUUAGGGACUACACCAAUGAGGCUCAGGAUCCAGAAUUUACUAAGGUUGUUGAACUUGAUCUCAGCACAGUUGACCCUUGCUGCAGUGGGCCGAAGCGGCCACAGGACAAAGUGGCCGUAUCAGAAAUGAAGCAGGACUUUGAGACUUGUUUAGGAGCCAAGCAAGGCUUUAAGGGGUUUCAGGUGCCUCCUGAACGCCAUCAUGUCAGCAUGCCAUUCCAGUAUAAUGGGGUGGACUAUUCUCUCUCUCACGGCUCUGUGGUUAUCGCUGCCAUCACCAGCUGCACAAACACCAGCAACCCUUCUGUUAUGCUGGGUGCAGGUCUCCUGGCAAAGAAGGCCAUCGAAUGUGGCUUAAGUGUGAAGCCUUACAUUAAGACUAGUCUGUCUCCCGGUAGUGGAGUGGUCACCUAUUAUCUGAAGGAAAGUGGUGUAAUGGAGUACCUCUCACAAUUGGGUUUUGAAGUGGUCGGUUAUGGCUGCAUGACCUGCAUAGGAAACAGCGGUCCUCUUCCAGAGCCGGUUGUAGAGGCCAUCACUCAGGGAGAUCUGGUAGCGGCAGGUGUUCUGUCUGGCAACAGGAACUUCGAAGGUCGUGUACACCCUAACACACGUGCCAACUACUUAGCAUCUCCUCCACUGGUCAUUGCUUAUGCACUUGCAGGAACAGUAAGAGUUGACUUUGAAAAGGAGCCCAUUGGGGUGAAUACAGAGGGGAAGAAGAUUUUUCUAAGGGAUAUCUGGCCCACGCGAGAGGAGAUCCAGGCUGUGGAAAGGCAGUUUGUUAUCCCCGCCAUGUUCAAAGAGGUUUAUGAGAAAGUCGAGAAAGUAAAUGAGCGCUGGAACUCUCUAAAUGCACCUUCUGACAAGCUCUACACCUGGGACCCGAAGUCCACUUACAUCAAGUCUCCACCUUUCUUUGAUGGACUGACCAGAGAGCUUCCAAAGCCUAAGUCUGUUGUAGACGCAUAUGUGCUCCUCAAUUUGGGGGAUUCAGUGACCACGGACCACAUCUCUCCAGCCGGAAACAUUGCUCGUAGCAGUCCUGCUGCUCGCUACCUGACCAGUCGUGGACUAACACCUCGAGAGUUUAACUCGUAUGGCUCUAGGCGUGGUAAUGAUGCCGUCAUGGCUCGGGGAACGUUCGCUAACAUCCGCCUUUUAAACAAGUUCCUCAGCAAGCAGGCACCUUGCACCAUCUACCUGCCUACAGGGGAGACGCUGGAUGUGUAUGAUGCUGCAGAGAAGUACCAGGAGGCAGGUUACCCACUGCUGGUGCUGGCUGGGAAGGAGUAUGGUUCCGGCAGCUCUAGAGACUGGGCAGCCAAAGGACCGUUCCUGCUGGGUAUCAAAGCUGUAUUGGCGGAGAGCUAUGAGCGGAUCCACCGCAGUAACCUGGUGGGUAUGGGGAUCAUUCCUCUGGAGUAUCUGCCUGGAGAAACAGCUGAGAGCCUGGGGCUGACAGGCCGAGAGCGCUACACUGUGGUCAUCCCUGAACAGCUCACACCCAGAAUGAUUGUUGAAAUUAAGUUGGACAACGGAAAGAUGUUCCAGGCUCGGAUGCGGUUCGACACUGACGUGGAGCUCACCUACUUCCACCAUGGCGGCAUCCUGAAUUACAUGAUCCGCAAGAUGACAGAAAAGUAGAGGUUGUCUCGUCACCCUCCAGUGUAGCUGAUGGUGCACAAGCAUCAUUUUUUUUUUCAUCUGUCUCUUGUUUUGGAAGUGUAAACUUUUUGUUUUGGCCAUGUUUAAGAAGUAGUCCUUUUUUUGUGAGUCAGUAGUAAAUUUACUGUUUAGGUUCAUGUUUGAGUAGAACACAUCAGCUUGGAAUACAGUAUAGAAAAGUAUUAGAAGUUAGCAGUGGUGGUUGAUAUCACUGUAUCUGUGAAGGUCAAAUGACAUCUGGCUGACAAAGUACUUUACCAUCACUGUGUAUGGUCCCUCAUCCUCUGACCUUAAUAAUGUUCGAGCUCCUGAGCACAGUUAAUGACUAUAUCGUAAGAGGUGAAUCAGAGAUGGAGGGAAUUUGAGUGAAUAACUAUAGGCACUGGCCACAGGUGUGUACAGAUCCACUAGUGGUCUGGUUUCUAGCCCUACCUCAGUCUUGCCAAACAAUAACCUUCACUCUGUCUCUCAAUCUUUUUUGCAUUAAUUCAAAAUCAUUGUUAUUUUUCAAGGAAAAUAAUCAUCACAAAGACACUAAACAAACAUGACUCACUGUGUUGCUAUGAUUUUCUUGCUACAUAAAAGCUUUGUCCAUCCAAAUUAACUAUGAAAUGCUAAACGCUGGUGAGUAUCACAGCAUUAUCUUUCCAUUCUUGGACCAUCUUUGCCCUCCAGCUUCCUCAGCUAUCAAGUAAUACAUCACGUCAGAGUAACUGGUGCUUAUGACUAACUGCUGACUGAGAUGCAGAAUUUUUCUUUUGAUGACAAAUCUAUCCAUAUAAUUUUGUAUAAAUCUUUAUAUUGUAGUGUGUUCAUAUUUGUAUGCUAAUUAUCUUAGUGUGCGAGAUUCCUGUAAGUGCCUAUAAUAUACUGUGAUGCUUAUAUACAGCGCCGUCCAUGAUUACUGGCCCCACUUGUAAAGAUUAAACAGGUGAGGGGAAAAUAAUCCACCUUUGGGUAAAGUAGUUUCAUCUUGCACUGAAAAAAUGAGAAAAAUCCAAUCUUUAAUAGAAAUACAUUUAGAGAAAAACAAAUCCCUCAUUAAGAAAUAUUUUCAACAAAAACACGUGUGCUAUAGUUAUUGGUACCUCUCCAUUUAAUACUUUGUACACCCUUCCUUUGCCAGUAAAUUAGCACGGAGUCUCCUAUAACAUUUUUAUAAGGUUGGAGGUACAGAGCAGGGCAUCUGAGACCGUUCCUCUUGACACAAUCUCCCCACAUCAUCCAGGGGCCUCGACCCUCUCUUGUGCUCUUUCCUCUUCAGCUCAGCCCACAGGUUUCAAUGGGGUUCAGGUCAGGGGACUGAGAUGGCCAGGGCAGAAGCUUGAUUCUGUGGUUAGUGAAUCAUUUUAGUAUUGAUUUGGACACAUGCUUCGGAUCAGUGUCCUGCUGGAAGAUCCAAUGACGACCCAGUUUUAGUUUCCUGCAAGAGGCAGCCAGAUUGAUUGAUUUUAAAAUGUCCUGGUGUUUCAUGGAGUCCAUGAUGCCAUGUACCCUAACAAGGUUUCCAGGGCCUUUGGAGGAAAAACAGCCCCAAAACAUCACAGAACUUCCACCAGAUUGUACAGUUAGGAUCGGGUUCUUUUCAUUACAGCCAUCCUUCUUUUUACGCCAAACCCACCUUGAGUGUUUAUUGCCAGAAAGCUCCAUUUUUAUUACAUCAGACCAUAGAACAUGGUUCCAGACACAGUUGUGUUAGCGUUUUGCAAACUUCAAGCACUUACAUUUGUGGUUAACUGGCAGAAAAGGCUUUUUUUUUUUUUUUUCCUGAAAAGCCUUCCAAAUAAUCUGUUGGCGUGGAGGUGACGUCUGAUGGUGGUUUGGGAGACUUGGAAACCCCAAGAUUUUACUUUUUCUCGUAAUUCACCAACAGUAACUCUUGAAUAUAUUUUAUAUUUUUUUUAAAUAACUAUUCCCUGACUUAUCGAGGUCAACACACUUCUCCCUCAUUUGGUUUGUGUGUUCUCUUAUCUUUCUCGUUUUGAUGGAUGACUAAGGGAAUCUGGCCUCUGUCACCUCGUAUUUGUCCUCUAGUUAAUCAGGAAGUCAUGGAUUACAGCUUGAAAGCUUCUACACACACCAACCAACUCAAAAUGUACAAUUUUUAAAUGGGAAACACGCUUCAGUUACAUUGUGUUUUUGUUGAAAAUAAUUUAUUUCUUGAUGAGGGAUUUUUCUCUGAAUACAUUUAUUUCAAUUAAAGGUUGGAUUUUUUUUUUCAGUGUGAGAUGAAGUUACUUCACCAAAAGGUGGAUUUUUUUUUUUCUAUCCCUUUUUACUAAUCUUUACAAGGGGUGCCAGUAAUCAUGGAGGGCACUAUAUGUCUGUUCAAAGAAGUUUAGUCAUCUUGGUCAAACCAGAUGUACAUGUGUACUUUUGUUUUGCUUUGUUGGUGACGAAACAGUUAUGUGAGCCAUUCAGCCGUACAAGUAGCUAUGCACUUUACUGUUAUUGAUUUAAAGUGUGUUGUUUUGGAGAAACAUGGAAUCUGAGAGGUUAUGCCUUAGAGUAUCAUCAUUACUUUAUUAACUUUAUUGUGUACCACUUCAUGAUUUCUAAAUUCCUCUGGAAGUUACUGGUUAUAUAAAUAUUUCACAUCACACUGCUCUGAGGAGUUUAACAUUUUCAAAACAAAUUCAAUAAAUAAUUGUGGAUAGAAACAGCAA